Ornithorhynchus anatinus (platypus) is the source of this 2816-nucleotide messenger RNA. It is a transcript of the gene PEX5, whose product is annotated as peroxisomal biogenesis factor 5. Gene Ontology annotation, biological process: protein import into peroxisome matrix, docking. Gene Ontology annotation, cellular component: cytosol; peroxisomal membrane. Gene Ontology annotation, molecular function: protein binding. The coding region runs from base 139 to 2073 and encodes 644 amino acids. The record is from RefSeq and is a predicted model, not a curated record. The transcript has 16 exons. NCBI's taxonomy places the organism in Eukaryota, Metazoa, Chordata, Mammalia, Monotremata, Ornithorhynchidae.
UUGACAGGCCAUUUUAGGUCGUAAACUCCCAGAGGGUAGAAAGAUCCGUCUCUGCAGACCGCUACUCUCCCAAGUACGCAGUGCAGUGCUCUGCACACAGGGCUGGGAGGAGGCGGCCCCCCCCGGCCGGCCGUCGCCAUGGCCAUGCGGGAGCUGGUGGACCCCGAGUGCGGGGGGGCGAACCCCCUGAUGAAGCUGGCCGGACACUUCACCCAGGACAAGGCCCUGCGGCAGGAGGGGCUGCGGCCCGGCCCGUGGCCCCCCGGGGCCCACGCCCCCCAACCGGUCUCCAAGCCGUUGGGAGUGGCCACCGAGAAUGAGCUGGUGGCGGAGUUCCUUCAGGACCGGGAUGUCCCGCUCGCGGCCCAGGCUCCGCAGACCUUCAAGAUGGACGACCUGCUGGCGGAGAUGCAGGAGAUCGAACAGUCCAGCUUCCGCCAGGCGCCUCAGAGAGCCCCUGGCGUGGCGGACCUGGCUCUCUCGGAGCACUGGGCCCAGGAAUUCCUGGCCGCCGGGGACGCCGUGGACGUGGCCCAGGACUAUAAUGAGGCCGACUGGUCCAAGGAGUUCAUCUCCGAAGUCACCGACCCUCUGUCCGGGUCCCCCUCCCGCUGGGCGGAGGAGUACCUGGAGCAAUCAGAGGAGAAGCUGUGGCUAGGGGAGGCCGAGGAGGGCGCCGCCACCGCCCCCGCUGCUGACCGCUGGUACGAGGAGUAUCGUCCGGAGGAGGAUCUCCAGCGAACGGCCAGCGACUUCGUGGCCAAGGUGGACGACCCCAAACUGGCCAACUCGGAGUUCCUGCAGUUUGUGCGGCAGAUUGGCGAGGGCCGGGUGGAGCUGGAGGCCAGCGCGGGGUCGGGCCAGGACCGGGCAGAGCGGUGGGCGGCAGAGUUUAUUCAGCAGCAGGGCACGUCGGACGCCUGGGUGGACCAGUUCGCGCGCUCGGCGAACACGCCCGGCCUCGAGUCGGAGUUCGAGAGGGCCAAGACGGCCGUGGAGUCCGACGUCGAUUUCUGGGACAAGCUGCAGGCCGAGUGGGAAGAGAUGGCCAAGCGGGAUGCCGAAGCUCACCCUUGGCUCUCGGACUACGAGGACCUCACCUCCUCUUCCUACGAUAAGGGGUACCAGUUCGAGGAAGAGAACCCCCUGAGGGGUCACCCCCAACCCUUCGCCGAAGGGCUGCGCCGGCUGCAGGAGGGCGACCUGCCCAACGCCGUGCUCCUCUUCGAGGCCGCGGUCCAGCAGGACCCCGAGCACAUGGAGGCGUGGCAGUACCUGGGCACCACCCAGGCGGAGAACGAGCAGGAGCUGCCGGCCAUCAGCGCCCUCCGGAGGUGCCUGGAGCUGAAACCGGACAACCUGACGGCCCUCAUGGCCCUGGCCGUGAGCUUCACCAACGAGUCCCUGCAGCGCCAGGCCUGCGAGACCCUGCGCGAUUGGCUGCGUCACUCCCCGGCCUACUCCAGCCUCGUGGGGCCCCGGGAGGACGGGGCCGCCGGGCCGGGGCCGGGCCCCGCCAAGCGCGUCGUGGGGUCCCUGCUGUCCGACUCCCUGUUCGUGGAGGUGAAGGAGCUCUUCCUGGAGGCCGUCCGGCUGGACCCCGCCACCAUCGACCCCGACGUGCAGUGCGGCCUGGGCGUCCUGUUCAACCUGAGCGGCGAGUACGACAAGGCCGUGGACUGCUUCAACGCCGCUCUGAGCGUGCGCCCCACUGACUAUCUGCUGUGGAACAAGCUGGGAGCCACGCUGGCCAACGGCAACCAGAGCGAGGAGGCGGUGGCCGCUUACCGCCGGGCCCUGGAGCUGCAGCCCGGCUACAUCCGCUCCCGCUACAACCUGGGCAUCAGCUGCAUCAACCUGGGUGCUCACCGGGAGGCGGUGGAGCACUUCCUGGAGGCCCUGAACAUGCAGCGCAAGAGCCGGGGGCCGCGGGGCGCCGGGGGCGCCAUGUCGGACAACAUCUGGAACACGCUGCGCAUGGCCCUGUCCAUGCUGGGCCAGAGCGAUGCCUACGGGGCGGCCGACGCCCGGGACCUGCCCGCCCUGCUGCGCGCCUUCGGCCUGCCGCAGUGACCGGGGGACGGGCUGCCCUGCGAGUGCCCGCCGGGACCCCCGCCGGGACCCCCGUCGUGACCCCCCGCCCCCCAACCGGGCCUCCCGAGGGGGCGGGCCGAUGCCUCGGCGGGGGACGACCCCGGGCUCCCCGUCCCGGGGGGCCCGCCGCCUUUUCUGCGGGUCCUCCCCAGAUCGGGCCCGCCUCCUGCCCGCCGCUGUGUUUGUCAGGUGCCUCGCCCGGAGUGGAGUUGGGGGUUGGUAGGGCCUUUGGGGGGUGGGGGAGGGCGGGGGGCUCCCUCAGUCGGGGGCCGGGCCGGGGAGGGGGCAGGGCUCGGCCGAUUGGAAGGGUGUGGAUUGUGAGAGGGUUGCUAGUGGACGCUGGCUGGCGGGUGGCCUUGCCCUCCGCCCCCCGCCUUCUCCCGGGACUUUGAGCCCACGGGUGCCGGGUUGUUUAUUGGAGGGCUGCUGCCCGACCCGGGCUCGGGGUCGGCGGGGCGGGGGCUAGGGGUAGCCCGGGGCCGUGGGGCAGCUGGCCCCGAUCCCCGUGGGCCACUGCAGACCCCCCCCCCCCCCCCCCCACCCCGUUCCCUCUCUUCCCCACUGCCACCGUCUUUGGAAAGAUCUGUCUCUUCUUUUAUCCCCCGACUUGCAGUUUGGUUUUUCCUCCUAUAAAUAUGUGUAUAUGAUUUUUGUCAAGAGGUGAUUUUUAAAUAAAGAAUAAAGUUGUAAAAUAUAGGAAUAAAGGGAGCGCCUGCUGUCGA